CAACUCGAGAGUUUCACGCGUGUUGGAAAAGUCUAAAAUAGAGGCCCUGAAUAAAACAGUAAUAAUAAAAAUAAAGCACACCGAUUGUGAGUGUGAUUUCAUCAAUGCUACCGUCAAAAUCUCUGCGCUUCAUUCGGCGCGUAGAGCACGCGGUGCGAAUCGUUGAACGAUACUCGCGUCUUGGUUAAAAAUAACCUUCUGGUAACGCGAUACGGAAUAUCCCGAUAUAGCCGUUUCUAUUCGGCUUAUUUAUAGCGACUUUCCUCCUCCCAUUCGCUGUAACUCUCAGUUUCUCCUCUGUUACUACUCUCUCGUCUUGAAAAAAUCUAGUCGUCUUUCGGGCAUUCGAUUUGCCCGCUGGACCUGAAGCUCGCCGGGUCGUCAUUGCGGCUGCAAAAUUCAAGGUUAUCAAAGCAUCCUUUUGUAUCUAUAUCCCCUCUUCUGGGAGUCCGCAAGUGCUGUGCGAGGGACAAUAAACUUGUGUGAACUCGUCGCGUGUCGUGAAAUGUGCAUGACAAGGCGCUUCUGUCCUCGUCCUCAUCAGUGACACUCUCCAACUAAGUUUCUCAGCUCUGUUUACGCUCUCUUACCAACUUUCGUUGGGUCUGAAACAAAGUCCGAAGCGACGAAUCCUGGAAACGAGACUGCGAUCGCUUUCUCUUUUAGUUUUCACCAACCCAUGGGCAUCGCCCUGCGUUACGAGUAGAUAACGCUUUAAACCAAGUGCCAAGAAGUUUGAUCGACACAAGAUGAGCAUACCAGAGAGCGUUAAGAAGUGCGUGGCCAUCUUGAAGAUGGUUAGCAACGACUCGGAGAAGUUUGCCGCGCUAUUUAUGGUGACUAAACUGGUCGACGGAAAGGACUGCACUCCGGCGGCAAAGAAGCUAUUGUUCGAAGCGAUCGGGGCAAAGUUUAUGCGCAAGCUUUUGUCCAGCGACGAUGUUCCCGUGGACUGUCCGCCCCAGGUCUACAAGUCAGUCGCGCUAUCCAUUCUGUCCGCUUUCUGCGGCGACGAGGAACUUGCCGCGCAUCCUGACAUGGUGGGACACGUUCCAGCGUUGUUGGAAAUCGUCUCCAAGGCUGACGACGACGCUCCCGACGAUACGUUGAUCAUCGUGAGCGAAGCUUACGCUUGUCUACAAAGCAUCGCUCAAUAUCCGCCGGGUCAGAAGGCGCUGCUGCAGCAGAAGGCGAUACCAAAGAUGUGCGAAAUCUACGCGGAGAAGAGCUUCCAGACGGACGAAGCGCUGAAUAUCCUGGUAACCCUGGUCACAACAUUUGGACCGGACGCCUGGGACGCGGUGGACACAAAGCCGUUUCACGCCAUAAUAAACAAAAUUGCGCUGGACUUUGAGACGGAUCACACGGAGCGCAAAUUUGAAGUCUGCACCAUACUCCAGGCGCUGCUUUCGUCAUGCAGGCAAAAUGCCAUUGAGGAGACGUCCAAGGAGGAGUCGUGGCCCGGCAGCAUCCACAAGGCGCUGAACGAUAUCCUUGGCUCAAGAAUCGGCAAGAAUCAGAGAGACCCGGCACUCAAACUCUCCGCUGUAAUGCUUGAGCUACUCGGCGUCGAUUGGGCACUUUCGGACGAGGAGAAACCCAAAGUAUUCUUCCUUUUACUAGUCCAGCUCUCGUCGAUCGAGGUCAGGAUGCAACUGGAGGGUAAACAGCUGAAAGCUGUUGUCGCCAAUGCAGAUUUAAUCACGUCGUGUUUCACUAUACUGGAGAUAUCGCUCGCCUACAUAACCAGCGACCAGUUAGACCUAGAGCAGAAAGAGAAACAGUCUUUGUACACGGCGCUGAAGGGCGCAUUUGCCGCGGUAAUCGGCCUCCUCACCGCCGUCUCAAAGAUGAAAGAGCUCACCGAUGUAAAGGAGCGCCUCUUUGUCUGUGCCAUGGUUCGCGUUCUCGCCGCCUGGUUGGCUCAGGAGACGUCGGCGAUGCGACCCCAAGUCUAUUCGGUCUUGCCGUACGUCCUGACAGUGGCAAACGACACGUUCUACGCUCAUCGAAAUCGGAAAAUGUCGGAAAAAUCCAAGGCUGCGGCUAAGCCUGAGGAAGGAAACUCCUCCGGCGAACCUGUGGUCCACGAUCCCCUCAGCCAGGUCGAUGUGCUGAGGCUACUGCUGCCGGCGCUUUGUUAUCUGGCCGUAGAGGAGGAGGCGCGGAAAAUUUUGCUCAAGCACAAACAGGAGGAAGUGCUUUUUGAAUGUUUGUCCUACCACUGGACCAUUGUCUAUUACAAGAAGCCGCCUGUCCCGAGGUCAGAACGUCUGAAAGCGCUCAAAGAACCGGAGAAGGAACUCGACCCUGCGCUACUCAGCGAAAUGAAGGACUCUAGAGCCGCGAUGGUCUCCGUCUGCAAUGUUCUGAUGAAUAUAACUGUGCUGGAGGCGAAGAUGGUGGAGGAAUCGCCGACGUUUGUAUCGCUGCUGAAGUUCAUAUUCAACAACCUGCCGGAGCUCAAGCAGAUCCCCGAAAACCUGGUGCUGCACGGACAUCUCGCCAUACUCGGACUUCUUCUGCUGAAACAGCAGGCCAAGCGCGUCAAGAAAAACGACUUUUCCAUAUGUCGCUAUAUUCAGGCGACCAUCAGGUUCCUCUGGGACGCCUACAUCGUCGACGAGAGUAACGAUCCGACCGAAUUAGUCGUAGCGAUAUCUUACAAGGAACAUUGGAUGGAAAUAAUGGAACUGUGGUUCCUCGGCAUGCAGACAAUGGCCGGCGUUCUUCAACUCGUUCCCUGGCUGUCGGAAUUUGCCAUUGAAUCUGGCUGGGCCGAGGGAAUCAUUGAAACUUUGAAAAAAGUAAAGGUCGGAGGCCUGCCACCCAACGUUAAAUCCGCUUACGAAGAUCUUCUCUGCCACUUGGUAACGGCCGAUGAAAGCGUCGCCGCUGUACUGAAGAAAUGCGGCGCCUUGACAGUCUGCAGAUCGCAUCGUAUGAUGGAACUUGGAAAACAUCUUUUCGGAGAUUAGAAAUUGCGUUUCUAUUUACCCAAGUCCGCGGCCACACCCGCAUUCAGGUGUAUCGCAAAGAGGAAACCGAUGUAUCAAGGACAUUUCUUUGAAUUUUUUUUCACCGUAUUUAUAGCUUAGAUAUCGCGGAUACUGUCCAACCAAAUGUAUUAUCCUUCCAAAUUUGAAUUCAAAUGUAUCUCGGAGAAUGAGCCAAAAAUAUCACGCCUCAUAGCCAAAGCUGUUAAUCAUACCGUUAGCACCGUCGUUUUCCUAAUCAAGUUUGACUUUCCGCUGCACUUGGCUAAGUCGCACGUGUCAAACAAACUAUGCACUAUUCUAAUGAAUAUAUUUAGUCCGUGUUGAGAGUAAAAAUAGAUCGACGACAACGCCGAGCGCAGUUGAGAUAUCACUUUCGCUAAGGACCUCCUUGGUCGUAUGUCUUUCCAACGCUUAGAUUCUGUGGUAUAAUUAGAUUAUCGGUUUCAUCUUGGCUGGAGGCAACAGCUGCGGAUACGACACUCACAUGAUUUGUACUCCCUGUUUUUAGCGCAGACUCGACUUGAGUGUGUGUGUGUGUGUGUGUGUUAUGCCGUACAUCUGUUACUAGGCAAUAGAACAAAGAAAGAGUAAAAAAAAAAUGUAUACUAGCAAUUUCAGGACAGAUUUUCAAUAUUCGAUGCUCCUUCGAUAUUUUAUCCCGUUGACGAAAAUUUUUGCGGAUACCUUUCCAAUGCAAAAAUUUCCUAUACAACUUCGUUAUUCUAUGCAGUUGCUUUUUUUUCCCCUACUUUUCUAUCUUUUGUACUUUUUCUCCUAGUUGUUCAACAUUCGAAUUACGUUUAAUUAGUAUGUACUACACUUGUGUAUACUUAAUUAAACUCAAUUCUAUACGAUGCUAUGUUAUACUAUAAAUUGUCGCGUGUGAGAGACUGAUGUGCCGAUUUUAACGGCUGUGUUAUUUUUAUUUUUGUAUCUACAAAAUUUCAAUAAACAUAUACACUAUCUAUAAUA
Molecule: messenger RNA, 3971 nt
Organism: Diprion similis
Lineage: Eukaryota; Metazoa; Arthropoda; Insecta; Hymenoptera; Diprionidae
Gene: Neurochondrin
Product: neurochondrin homolog
Exons: 1
Coding region: 750-2978 (742 amino acids)
Biological process (GO): neuron projection development; regulation of neuronal synaptic plasticity
Cellular component (GO): dendrite
Source: RefSeq, a predicted model, not a curated record